Dimorphilus gyrociliatus is the source of this 984-nucleotide messenger RNA. The record is from the annotation of a GenBank genome assembly. Lineage: Eukaryota; Metazoa; Annelida; Polychaeta; Dinophilidae.
AUAUAUUCAGUAUAUAUAUAUAUUAUAUAUAUAUAUAUAUAAAUAAGUACUCCCACAAGCUUUACAGGUAUUAGAGUUGUUGAACCAGACUGUGGUGGAUCUAAUCAGUAGAAACAACAAAAAAUGGACAACAUACUACGUCUUUUUAUUCUUUUUUCUAUGUUGACUGCUUUACUAGCGUACAGUACGUAUACAUUAAUAUUUAUUAUUUAUACAUUUCGGUAAAUAUAAAUCCCUUUUCAGAGACUUAUUUUAUGCAAGAUGAUGAAUAUUGUGUCGGGGUCAUAUUAUAAAAAGGAUAAAAGAUGCUUUACCACAAUAAAGCCAAACCCUGGAAAAGGUCUUAUACUUACGAUUCGCAGACUUCAUAUGAGAUCUGGAUUUUGGUUUGAUGUUGGAAGGUGUAGCAGAUAUGAUUAUGUCAUCGUUAAAGGGGCAAGAACCUGGGGAUUUUGUGGCUCAGGAAGCGAUUUGAAGUAUGAUAUAUUUAGUGAACCUUCGUCUGGAGAAAUUACUAUUGAAUUCAACACAAUAGACAGACCAACUAUUUGGAGAUAUGAGGGAUUUUAUUUUAUUAUUACCGAAUAUUCAUUAAGCAGUUUUAAAAACAGUUUUGAAUGUAAAAGGCAAGACAGAUUCAUUUCGGACAGUGUAAAAUGUGAUGGAUAUAAUAACUGUGGAGACAAGUCUGACGAAGGCUUUGCAUGGGGAGCAAAAUGCAAAUUAUCGACCCCAGCUAUUAUCGGAAUUGCAAUUGGAGGAGUUAUAUUGUUGAUUCUUAUUGUGGGAACGAUUGCGCUUUGUUGCAAGAAAUCAUCGUCAAGAAAAGAAGUACCUACGACAACUCACGUAUAUGCCACACCUCAACCAGUUCAACAACCGGGAGCUUACCAGCAACCAGGAGCUUACCAGCAACCAGGGACAUACCCUCCUCCAGGAACUCAACCUUACUAUAAUCAAUCAGCUCCUCCCUAUUCAAAUUAG